Messenger RNA from Maylandia zebra (zebra mbuna), 2219 nucleotides. Its product is annotated as coxsackievirus and adenovirus receptor homolog. Lineage: Eukaryota; Metazoa; Chordata; Actinopteri; Cichliformes; Cichlidae. Gene Ontology annotation, biological process: negative regulation of T cell proliferation; positive regulation of T cell proliferation; cellular response to lipopolysaccharide. Gene Ontology annotation, cellular component: external side of plasma membrane. The record is from RefSeq and is a predicted model, not a curated record.
UUCCGUGUGAGCAGCGGAGAGUUAAUUUCGAGCCGUCUAAGCUUUCCACGAAAAAACACGCCGUAAUUUCAUAAAGAAGUUGAGCUGAGUACAGUAAAGGAAGGAGGCGUGGCCACUUCUCCUGCCUUAACUGUUCGAAGGGACUGACGGAGGGAGUUCAGAUCACAUUUAGAGCUCAAGGAAGAAGGAAAUAACUAAUGAGAACACAGCUGGCUGUUUUUGAAUGACCUACAGAUCUCAAUGGACUGGGCCCUUAUUAUAGUUUUACAAGUGUUAUUUCAGCCCUCUCUCUCAGUCUUAUUCACUGUUGAGGCAGAGCAAAGCAUGUAUACGUCAGAGUUUGGAGAAAGUGUCGUGAUGGGCUGCAAGUUCAACCCUAAACCCUCCUAUCCUCAUCCUGACCUGAACGUGACCUGGCACUGGAUCAACUCUGACUCCGUUCAGGACGUGAUCCGGCUGGAUAAUGGCGUGCCGCGCUCGGAAUCUCCAAAGUAUCGGGGACGAGUGCAGCUUCUGACCGAGGAGCUGGCGGAAGGCUGGGCUAAGCUGAAGAUGUCCAGUCUUAGAAUCAGUGACGCCGGGAAGUACCAGUGUGUGGUUCAUUCAGCGGAUGGAGCCGACUAUAAAACUAUAGCCUUGUCUGUUGAAGCAUCUUAUAAAUCAGUGACCAAACACAUUGAGAGGGCAGCAACAGGUGAUGAGGUCCUGAUAACCUGCCAGUCUGAGGGAUACCCUAAGUCAACGGUUGAAUGGCAGAAUGGAAACCUGAAGACACUCAAUCCCAACACCACUGCUGAAUCAACACCAGACCAGAUUUUUAGAAUCACCAGCCAGAUAAAAGUCAGCUCAUCAGAAAAAAACAACUACACCUGUAAAUUUACAAAAGACGGCAGCUCUGCAACAAUUUAUAUUCCAGAUGAAAUACCACUUAGUCCUGCAAAAAGUGAUGCUGUCAUCAUUAUACUGUGCAUAGCAGUGAUAGUGGCAUUCGUCUCUGUCGGAGUGGUCACCUAUCGACGACGAAAAGGGUCCCACAAUCACAGCACUCACAGCACCAGGAACCUCCUGGAAAGACCUGCUUCUACCGCUGCUUCCCGUCUGAGAAGUUAUGACGACAACUAUGAGAACGAGAUAGCUCCUUGUAAUGAAGGCGACGUUGAGGAAAAUCUGGGGUUGAAUGUGAAAACACAUUACUCAGAAAGCUUUCUCAGUGCAGAGCGAAGGAAUCAAUGCACCACUUUCAGUGCGGAGGAGCUGCCUCGCAGACUGCAAAACAAUGAAGGCCACCCUGUGAAUCUUCCUGCUUUACUCCCGGGUCCUGGUGAGACAUUUUUCCUUGAGGGACUUCCCGGAAGCGGGAAAACAACUGUAGCCCACAUCCUGAUCUCAUCCUGGACUGAAUGGCCCACAGAUUCCCUUUCCAACUUCCUCGACCUCAGCGCACUUCAUCUUCUCUUAUAUGUUGACUGCAGCUCCGUGAAAGACGACUUGUUUCAGGAGAUAACAACUCAGCUUUCACUCACCAAAAAUAUAUCAACAGAAAAGUUGAGAACUCUUUUAAUCACAUCUGGCAAGGCUCUGCUUUUGUUGGACAACUACAAAGAAGGAAACCAAUAUUUCGACGACUCAUUAAGGAAGUUUCUAAGUGAACAAACAGGUUGCAGGGUGCUGGUCACGGCCAGCCCAGGACACUGCCCCGUGCUCAGGCAAACGGUUGGGAAUGAAGGAGUUCGAAAGCUUCAAGUACAACCUGCAAAGUACUGAGUUUAAAAAUAAUAUUGGGACCAAAAAAGAAACACUGUACAUGAGUUAGAUUUUUAACAAAUGAGGCAAGAGUUUUGUGUGUGUGUGUGUGUGUGUGUGUGUGUGUGUGUGUGUGUGUGUGUGUGUGUGUGUGUGUGUGAGAGAGAGAGAGAGAGCGAGAUAGGCAUUUAGAUUUUUUAUAAGCCCAGAUAUGCUGCAGAAUGUAUGUACUGCAUGAUGAUGUGUAUUCAAAGUGAUGCUUGGGAAGUUAUAGACGUGCAACAAAUUAUAAUUUUGUAUUCUUUGUUGUCUUGUUUGUCACUUUCAUUACUGUGCAAUAUGUUUUUUCAAAAUUCUUUUAGAGAAAGUACAUCAUUGUUACUGGAAAAGCUGCAUAGUGAAAGCAGUGAUAAGAAACUGGUGUUUGCAGAAUCUAUGAACGCGGCAAUUAAAAUCUCCUUUUUCAAUACAUGUAA